This is a messenger RNA of Condylura cristata (star-nosed mole), 2043 nucleotides long. It is a transcript of the gene UBA3, whose product is annotated as ubiquitin-like modifier activating enzyme 3. The record is from RefSeq and is a predicted model, not a curated record. NCBI's taxonomy places the organism in Eukaryota, Metazoa, Chordata, Mammalia, Eulipotyphla, Talpidae. The transcript is spliced from 18 exons. Gene Ontology annotation, molecular function: NEDD8 activating enzyme activity. Gene Ontology annotation, biological process: protein neddylation. The coding region runs from base 25 to 1416 and encodes 463 amino acids. Gene Ontology annotation, cellular component: cytoplasm; nucleus.
ACCUGGGAGGAGGCGGAGUACAAUAUGGCGGAUGGCGAGGAGCCGGAGAAGAAAAGAAGGAGAAUAGAGGAGCUGCUGGCUGAGAAAAUGGCUGUUGAUGGUGGGUGUGGGGACACUGGAGACUGGGAAGGUCGCUGGAACCAUGUAAAGAAGUUCCUCGAGCGAUCUGGACCCUUCACACACCCUGAUUUCGAACCAAGCACUGAAUCUCUUCAGUUUUUGUUAGAUACAUGUAAAGUUCUAGUCAUUGGAGCUGGCGGCUUAGGAUGUGAGCUCCUGAAAAAUCUGGCGUUGUCUGGUUUCAGACAGAUUCAUGUUAUAGACAUGGACACUAUAGAUGUUUCUAACCUUAAUAGACAGUUUUUAUUUAGGUCUAAAGAUGUCGGAAGACCUAAAGCUGAAGUUGCUGCAGAAUUUCUAAAUGACAGAAUUCCCAAUUGCAAUGUAGUUCCACAUUUCAACAAGAUUCAGGAUUUUAAUGACACUUUCUAUCGACAAUUUCAUAUAAUUGUAUGUGGACUGGACUCUAUCAUAGCCAGAAGAUGGAUAAACGGCAUGCUGAUAUCUCUUCUAAAUUAUGAAGAUGGUGUAUUAGAUCCAAGCUCCAUUGUCCCUUUGAUAGAUGGAGGGACAGAAGGUUUUAAAGGAAAUGCCCGAGUAAUUCUUCCUGGAAUGACUGCUUGUAUUGAAUGCACACUAGAACUGUAUCCACCACAGGUUAAUUUUCCCAUGUGCACCAUUGCAUCUAUGCCCAGGCUACCAGAACACUGUAUUGAGUAUGUAAGGAUAUUGCAGUGGCCUAAGGAGCAGCCUUUUGGAGAAGGCGUUCCAUUAGAUGGAGAUGAUCCUGACCAUAUUCAGUGGAUUUUCCAAAAAUCCCUGGAGAGAGCAUCACAAUACAAUAUUAGGGGUGUUACAUAUAGACUCACUCAAGGGGUAGUAAAACGAAUCAUUCCUGCAGUUGCUUCCACAAAUGCAGUCAUUGCAGCUGUGUGUGCCACUGAGGUUUUUAAAAUAGCCACAAGUGCAUAUAUUCCUCUUAAUAACUACUUGGUAUUCAGUGAUGUAGAUGGACUGUAUACAUACACAUUUGAAGCAGAGAGAAAGGAAAACUGCCCAGCUUGCAGCCAGCUUCCUCAGAAUAUUCAGUUUUCUCCAUCGGCUAAACUGCAGGAGGUUUUGGAUUACCUAACUAACAGUGCUUCUCUACAGAUGAAAUCUCCAGCCAUCACAGCCACAUUAGAGGGAAAAAAUAGAACACUUUACUUACAGUCAGUAACCUCUAUUGAAGAACGAACAAGGCCAAAUCUUUCCAAGACACUGAAAGAAUUGGGACUCGUUGAUGGACAAGAACUGGCAGUUGCUGAUGUCACUACACCACAGACUGUACUAUUCAAACUUCAUUUUACUUCUUAAGGGGAAAAAAUUGCACAUAAUAGAAAACACAGAAAUAUUUCAUGUAUAUGGAGAAAUUUAAUUGAUGUCAGUUUUAGCAUUAGUGCUGCUAGGAUUUGACUUUUUUAAAAAUAUAUAUAUAUACACAUAUAUAUAUAAAAAAUGAGCCACUCUUUUUUAAUUUUAUAACUAUCCUUUGAAGACAAUUUUGGGAUUGGUGAUUGUAAACGUUUUUGUUAAAAUGGAAAAUGAUGCCUAGAGAGAGAGAUUAUGAGGAAAUGUAUUGCUUCUUUUAAAGGAGGAGGCAAAAACCCUCUUUUGUGUGAAUUUCAUGGUAUGGCGAAAUGUAUUCCUCAGUUUUCAUUCGAGCACCCAUAUAUGCAAAAGGUGUCCCUUUAAAGAAGAUAACAUUAAUAUUCAAAUAACACAAAAUAUUGCAACCUGAUAUCUAGAGCAUAUUGAACAUAGGCUCCUUCUGCUUGAUUUAAUAUUCAUUUAAUUCAUUCAGCUGUCCAAAUGAAUAUUAAUUAUUGCAAAGGUUACCUUGUCCAUAAUAAUUUAUAAAUGGUGAUGUAGUUGAAUACCUGUGCAUGGAAAUGAGAAAUAUUUUGAUCUGUUUACUUGCAGUGCCAUAGAGGCCAAUAUGUA